Molecule: messenger RNA, 6119 nt
Organism: Drosophila bipectinata
Lineage: Eukaryota; Metazoa; Arthropoda; Insecta; Diptera; Drosophilidae
Source: RefSeq, a predicted model, not a curated record
AAAAUUGUCCCCAAAACCAAAAAAUAAAAAAUAAAAGAAAAAUUCCAAAUGAAAUAAAAAGGAAAAUUUACAAACCAAGGCUGGCCCGGCCACAAAGGAAAAGUCACUUGUGAAAAUAUAAAUAUAAAUUCCUGCGUCAACUGUCACCGACGGCGGCAUUUUCCAGCGCAAUGUUAUUUCCGUGCAUUCGGCGAUUUUAGUGUGGUAACACAUUUUAGCGCUUCGCUUGAAAAUGUUGGAGAUGGCCCCAAAUGGAUUCAGUCGGACAGUGGCGGCGGUGGCUGCCUAGAACGGAAAAUAUAAAACGGAAGCCCGAAAACCUAAAACCGUAACCGAGACCUCAGACUCGAAAAUAAUGUGCAGCAGCAGGAGCAGCAGCAACAGCGGGCACUGAAGUUGACAAGACUUCACCACAUCCACACACGCCCACACACCACACACAGACAUUGGCACACAGAUAACCACUAAUACACACGUCGAGGAACUAAAAGGAUAUAUAAUACACUUUUUUUGGGGGGGAGCGGAGUACAACAAUGGUCAUCCAGUGCACAUGUGAUUGCAACUGCAGUGAUAGUAGAGAUAACCGGAGCAUCAUCUCCUGCCUGCUCCCCGGAAGAAGCCAGCCGUAUAAACUGGAACUGGGACUGGGAUUCGGAUCUUCGGCUGUUGGGGGCGAUGAUAUGGAGCAUAGGAUUCCGUACUAUCGCCGCUUAUCGAAUACCUCAUCGGCGCUCUAUGGCAGCUGUCCCCAGUUACUACCCAGUAGCAGCACCACCCAUAUUAGCACCGGCAACACCGCCAAAACCACCACCAGCAACCACCAUUCCUGCCAACGGAAUUUGAAGAAUCGCGAUCAAUCGAUUAACUUGGAAGAGCGACAAUAUUCGAGUUUGGUGAGGCCCAAACAACGGAGUCCGGUGCUGUGCAACAAAUCCUGGUGGGUCUCAUGUCCCCGGCUCUCCCACUUACCCACAGCCACUACUGCUGCUGCUGCUGAGCAAACGAAAAUGCAGUCCACGGCCACGCCCACCCGCCAUUGUGGAGGCGUUGGAGGUGGCACCAGCACUAACACCACAACACCGCCCACUCUACCGCGCUUUCCCAGCAAACGGCAUUGUGACAAUUUUGGUAGCUAUGCCACAUUGCCCACCAUUGAGCAGCAGCAGCAGCACCAACUGCCCCACUGCAGCCGACACGGAGGAGGAGGAGGAGUUGGAGGUGGGGUUGUAAGCUCUGGGGUAAGCGGCGGUGUAAUGCCAGCCCCACCACCCCCACGCUACGCAAAUCCCAAUUUGAAUGGCUGUUGUUAUAUGUACAACCCCAUGCCCACCCACCAUCAGCAGCAGCAACAACAACAGCAGCAGCACCUUCAGCAGCACCACCACCUCCAGCACCAGCAACAGCAUCAGCACCACCCCCACCAAUAUGCCCCGCCGCAAUAUUGCCUCUGCGAUAAUUGGUACCAUCAGUCGCAGCAGCAGCUCCACCAGCAGCACCACCAACAAAGGAGCAAGCCCCUUUUGGCCAACGGCGGCUGCUACUACGGCUAUGAUGGCCAUCACGCGCUCCAGGCACCACCGCCGCCCCAUCCCAGCCACAUUACGGACGAGGAGGAUUCGGCGUUUCCCGGAUUGGCCGAUCGAGAGUUCCACCUGCUGCACCGGAACAUCCCGGCGCUGCGUCGCACUGGCGUGGACACCACACGCAUUAGACAGUACUUUUAUCCCGACGGUGGCUGGGGCUGGAUCAUCUGUGGUGUGUCCUUUCUUGUCCACGUCCUGACCACAGGACUGCAGCUAAGCUACGGCCUUUUGUUGUUCUAUGCUGUUGAGUAUUUGCAUAAUGCCAGUGGAGUAGAACUGCUGGGUGCCCUGAGCUGGUCAGUUUCCAUGGUGGCCACAUCGUUUGUGGUGUCCCUCUGCCGUAAACGCUCCAUCCGUCUCCUCUCCAUUGUGGGUGGCCUGGUGAUGCCCCUGGGCAUACUGUUCACCUCAUUUGCCACGGAAUUUGGCCAGGUUGUUUUCAGUUAUGGCAUCGUCUUCGGCGUGGGUGUGGCCAUGGUCCGGGAGGCAUCCACCGUGAUGCUGGGCAAUUACUUUAAGCGGCGCCGUCAAUUCGUCGAGAUGGUGGCCAUGUCCGGUGAGGGAGUGGGCAUCGCUUUGUUCUCCGUCAUUUUGAAGGAGGGCGUGGGCAAGGCCGGCUGGCGCCUCGGCCUCCAAAUCGUGGCAGCCCUGACGGCCCUUAGCUUCUUCAUGGGCCUAAUGUACCGGCCCGCCUCCCUCUACCAUCCCCAGCGCCGGGCCAUUCAACAUCUUAAAAAUCAGCGCAAAAAGAUGCGAGAGAAGAAACCAAUCCUCAGCCAGGAGGUGGAGAGCACACCUAGAUACUUAUUUUUGGACAUAUCAUCACUGAAGUCGGUGACUGUUAAAAUUUUACUUAUGACCUCCAGCGUGGCCUCCUUUGGCAUUUACACACCCAUGUUCCUAAUGGCCCUCAACGCCGCCGAGCAGGGCUCUGACGUACAGGAGUUGGUCCUUCUGCAAACUUUCCUAGGAAUUUCCAUGGCCCUGGGUGUGGUUAUAGCCGGAGCCCUGCUUAGACGCUGUUUUGUGAUUAGGCACUUUGUGAUCAAUACGAAGAUUGUCACCCAGCUCUUUAUCUCCAUUGUGGCCUUGGCUAUCCUUUUUCUGUCCUUUGUCAUGGGCUACACAGGACUCUGCAUACUGAGCUGGCUGUACGGCAUAGGCUUGGGUGGCUUUCAGUACUCCCUCAAAAUUUUGGCCCUUGAACGCAUUAAGCUGAAGCACUUCUCCAAGGCCUGGGGUUUCAUACGUGGCGUGGAGUCGGUUCCUGUGCUGAUAAGUGUGCCACUCACAUCGUUUCUGAAUGAUUACUCCCUUAAAUACGGUCGAGCUGGUUACUAUAUAUGCUCGGCGGCAGCGGCUAUCUCGGGAAUUAUUAUCUUUUUCAUAAGCGAACCGCAGCAUCAGCAGCAGCAUCAUCAGCAGCAGCAACAGCAGCAGAUGCAUCAUCAUUAUCAGCACAGAAAUGGUCACUUACCGACGCCCAUGCUGGUCCGCCACUCAUCCGCGCGCCAGCACCGCCCACACCUGCCUCCGUUGGACUACGGUUACGGGGAGUACCCAGCACCGGAUCUCCUCAGUCGCAGUUGCAUUAGCCUCAAUCAAAUGGAACCCUAUCUGCAGACCAACUAUUGCCAGCGUCACAUGUUGCAGCAACACCAGCAACAGCAACAGCAGCAACAUUCCCACCUGCAGCAAUUGGCCUGCCACAAUCUGGAUGUACAACAGCAGCAGCAGCAUCAGGUAAGAGGAGCCUAUCAAUUGGGACAAGGCAGCAUUGGAGCCAGGAUGGGGAAGCGUUUGCAGCGCAGCUUGUCCUUCAUCCAGCAGCACAACUGCUGCGAGGCGCAGAACAUGUACUGCAGCUGGCACAGCACCUACGAACUGGGCUGCCACAAGAGCAACAAGUCCCCGGCCCUGGACAGACAGCCAUUGAUAUGCACCUGCAGCAGUCCGAAUAACAAUCCAACCACCUACGGACCCACCACCGCCACCACCCACUCCACCCGGAGUCGCAGCGUUCCGGAGGGUCUCUCCACGAUGUCACAGCAGUGUAACUGCCGGCACGGCUCGGGAACCACCAUUCCGGGUCUGGGACAGGGACCGGGAUCGGGACCCACGCGGGAGUUCAUCUACGUGCCACAUGCCUAUGCCUCGUUACAAAGGACCCCCACCCACCGUCAGCGGAGUGGCGAGGCGGGCAGCUUAGGGGCCGGUGGUGCUUGCUCGGCAAUGCGGAGCAAUCCACAGUGCCGGCUGAAGCGCUCCCAAUCCCUCUGCCGACCCACAGCCGUGCAGUUUGUGGAGCAAAUCACCACGUCCGUGUAAGAAAAGAGGCGGUGAAAAGUGCACUCGGAAAAAUUAUGGCCUUAGACUACAUAAUUUAUUAGUUUAAAUGCCAGCUAGAAAAAUAUUUUUUACUUUAUUAAAGAAGACUAUUUUAUUUAAAAGUCCUGCAAACUAUAAUACUCUUAAAUGGUUUUAAUUUUCUAAUCUCAGGUUUCAAGUUUAGAAAAAUAUUGAGUAUAUGUAUGAAAUUAAUAACUACUGCAAAAUAUUUAAGAAUUUAAAUAUAACCAAUUAAAAAUCUAGAGAAGUAUUGAAUCUAUUUGAAAAAAGAAGACCUAUUUUUCCGAGUGUUACUAAGCCCAUAAAAAUGUGAAAUAUUCCCCGCAACAAUUGGGUCCUAUAGACUUAUAUUUUGGUAUUAUAGUCACACACCCACACACGGCUACGUGAAUCGCAUGCAGAAUUUGUCAGAUCUCCUCUAGUCUUUUGUCGUACUAGCUAUAUUAGAAAUGUAAAGUUAAAAACUCCAACUGAAUGAAGUCGAAGGUGUAACUGAAUACCCACAACACCCACAACACUCUAUGAAUUUGUGCGCUCGUUAAAAAAGAAAACAUUAAACUUUUAUACAGACAUUAAGCUAGGAUGAAAUUUUUACUCAUUAGAAUAUUAAUAUUUUAUAGAGAUUACAGACAGACAGAAAAGCUUUACCAAUGUCUCAACCAGCACAAAAACGAAUAAGAAAUAAGACAUUAGAAAGUAUUCAAAUUGUGGCCAAAAUGCAUAAAUAUUUAUGAGAUUUUUCAAUAGAGCGGAGCUGAGAGAAGUAAGAAACGAACAGAAAUCCAACAAACUUCUUAAAUGGUCCAUUUUAUAAACGUGCAUACAAUUUAACCACCGAAUACCGAUUACCAAUAUAUAUACAUAUAUAUAUUUAAAGAUAUGUACAUGGAUAUUAAGUCGAUCCAAUUACAGGGCUCGCUCCCCAAGGAAACGAACGGCGGAAUUGUCCUGCUGUGUCAAGUGCCGAGUUUUCUGUGUCGGCGAAUUACUUUAUUUUUCAAUAACACAUAUAUAUUUGUAUAUUGCAUAAUUAAGAGGCGUUUAACGGGGGAAAACAAUGCAAACGACGCCAAACGGAAUGGAAUAAAAUUAAAAUGAAAAUGAAUAUUACUUUCGCCACGACGAGUGAGUGAGCCUUAUUUUCCGAUCGAAAUGAAACGUAUGAAAUAAUAAUGAGAACCAUUAUGAUGGCCAUAAUUAAUUGAGAACUUAAAUGUGAAGUGCACAAUUAUCAGAGGAAAUGCGGUCGGCCCUGAGGUCAUCCCAAAUAAAUUACAAAAAAAUACAAAUAAAGACCAUAAAUUAUACCACGAAUGCUAAUUUGUAAAUCAUUAGGAAUUUAUUAAAAAACAGCGCACCCCUCUCUAAACAAAAGUUAAUCUUUUAACAAACAGGAAAUUUAUAACACGAGGAGUUAUCAUAAACUAUGAAAACGGAAAUAAAUCAACAUGAAAAAAAUACACAAAGUCUGCAAUAAAAUAAACAAUUAAAAUAGUAAACGUAAACAAAAAUAAACAAAAAUAUUCAAUGAGAAAAAAAUAACAAAGACUUUGUAACAAUAUGUGGUGUACUGAAUGAAAAUUUGUAAAAGCCAAUUAUAUAAACGUAAAAGGUUUUCCCAAUCGAUUGGAAAAUGAAACCUAUUUCCCGCAUCUCAACUCUUUUGUGUAUAAAUUCUAAAAUGAAAUCUUCACCGAGCACUAAAUAUAAAUGGACUCGAGCCAAAACAACUGCCAUAAAAAUGCAAUAAAAGGACACAUUUACAUACUAAGUACAUGUAUCUAAAAACAUUUUUUCUCUCUUUCAAAAGCAUUUAAAUAAAUUAGGCAUAAAUUUCAACUCAAUACAUUUUCACUCUCCAAAAUUUUUCGCCACUUGUGUUCAGCGAAAACAAAAAUUUACCAUAAAAUAAUAAUAAUAAUACCUACACAAGCAUAUCCAUGUGCCACAAAUAAAAACAUAAAAUUAUAAACUAUUAGAAGUUUUGUCAAAGAGAACUAACCAACUUAAGGUACAACUUGUAGCUAAAUAAAAAUUUUUAUCUGAUGGAUACAGCCCAUGAUUUAGAUACGUGAAAUUUUUCAGAGAAAAACAAAACACCUACGGCUAGAAGAAAACUCAUUAUUGUAACUCUUUAUCAUUAGUAGUUUAGUGCGAUAAAUGUUAAUAAAGAAACCAUAAACGAAA